This is a messenger RNA of Actinia tenebrosa (Australian red waratah sea anemone), 1862 nucleotides long. RefSeq lists its product as uncharacterized. The record is from RefSeq and is a predicted model, not a curated record. NCBI's taxonomy places the organism in Eukaryota, Metazoa, Cnidaria, Anthozoa, Actiniaria, Actiniidae.
CGCGGCAAAUGAAGCUCAUCAGUGAUUAUACUUAAACCGGGGAUUCCCCUAGCUCUUGUGGCGCAUUUCAAAUGACCUCAUCAUUCUUCGAUGCAUGUAGAACUCGGCAGUCAACAAAGAUAUCCAUGUAACUCCUCAAGAAUUCGCGAUAUGAACGACCAUGAACAUGAAUUUUUGGAAGACGACAAAACCCCAUCGACUAUUGAAGAACUCAAGCGAAGGAAAGCCCAGCUUGAAAAUGAAAAUUCUGAUCUCUCUAUGAAGCUUCAGGAGGGUCAAAGACUUAAAACAAAACUCCAAGAAAGUCGAAAAGAUGGUAAGAAGCUAGUUCAUAAUCGAGAAAAGCUGAAAAAUCUUAAAAGCGAGCGUCAGGAAACUUCCCACAACGUGGUAGGCGGAUAUCAAAAGAAAGUCGAAGAUGAGAGUGAAGCUACCGCGAGAGACGAACCACCAACGGACACGGCCUACAAAGAAGAACACCAUUCUAUCACUGCACCCCUGAUAACAGAAAUACACGCUUUGAAACUGGAGAACUCUAUGCUAGUAAAGGGAAAAAGGAAAGUCGAAGAACAGAGAGAUUCUGUGGUGCAGGAACUUGCUGCGUUGAAUACAAAGCACGAUAAGCUUCUUGGUGUUUGUAACAGACUAGAGUCCGAAAUUCACCGUCUAAGUUCUUUGGUUGUAAAGUCUAAAAGUCAGACAUCAGAGCAGGAAGAAGGCAUCGAAAUUCUGAAAGAACAACUUCGAUGUUACCAGGAAGACAUAAAGAGCCUACAAGGUGAACUACAAUCCACUAAGCGCUCCAACGAACAAAUGAAAACGGAACUCAACGAAGCACGCUUGGUCAUCCGGGACAUGAGAAGGCAACCCCCUAGCGUUCAGGUAUAUCCAGCAGCAGCGAUGGUUGAGCCAGUCUACAGGACAUAUGAUGAGAGAGGAUACCGUUACGGAAGAGAACCCUUGGGAUAUGCUAUGAUGAGGACUUAUUCUGGUGAAUGCUUGAUGCCCAUGCGUGAUGCAAACCUUCGCCGUGGUACUCCAAGCAAGAAAGCAUUCCUCACGCCUGACGAAACGGCCGUGGUAGACAAUGAAGUUGUGGACCACUCCCUGGCAUCUUCAAAAAGCAUUUAAGCGCAAAGAAAAACCAUGCCGACCGCAUGUGCCUUUUUUUUCAUUGAGAAAAUUAUCCAAUUUUUGUAGUUUACGCCAGAAUUCGGCUUUUUUCUCGACGUCAAGUGGCUUCGCUGGGAAUUGUAUUGAAAUCAGCAGUAUAACACUUGCAAGUUUUCACAAAAAGUUUUAGCUUCGCAAAAACGUUUAUUGUCUUGCUUGCAUAUAUCCUUUCAUUUCGUUAAGCGUUGUAUCCUGGAACAUUUACUCCUGCAAGCUGGCUAAUUUUCAAUUUUGUUUUUGCAAGGUAAAACCCUUUAUAUCAAGCUAAUAGUAAUUUUAAUUUAAAUAAAUAAUAAAUAAAGAAUAGUUUAAAAAGAUAAAUCAAUUUAACAGGAGUUUAGCUGCCCACAUUGAUUUAACUAGGUUAAAUAUCUAAGAUAAGCUAAUUUACGUGAUUUUUGCRUUUUGUUUUUAUUGCAACAAAAAUGACUGACUAACACAGCAAAUUUGACAAGACACGCGAGAAAGAGCUUCAGCAAGGAAGCAGAUUGACUUUGAACUUCAAGACUAUAAAAUCUGCAUCAAACCGAAUCUGGCGUUUAACAUKGGGUCGUAAAAACAUUAACCACAUUUACAAAAAGAGUCAUCUACAUUAAUUUCGACUGACUAAAGAGUUAUAAAGCGAGUAACAGUUAGUUUAGCUACUGCAAAAAUAAAAAAUAAAUAAAAAAAUGAUAUUGAACAUUUUA